Messenger RNA from Iphiclides podalirius (scarce swallowtail), 816 nucleotides. The record is from the annotation of a GenBank genome assembly. NCBI's taxonomy places the organism in Eukaryota, Metazoa, Arthropoda, Insecta, Lepidoptera, Papilionidae.
AUGAAAGGCACAACUUGGGUUAACCGGUGCAGCGAAGACCUGGAAUGCUUGGAAUUAGAGGAUGAACAACCACUGGCCCAGUUGAGUUCAGUGCAAACGGAUAAAAUGACACUAUUCUUCACCGAGCUUCUAGACCAUGAUCGUGAUGACGUCAUCUGUGAUCAGGACUUCGACAAUUUUUUUGAGAAGCUGGUUCACUUCGCCGACUGGUCCAAUAAUUCAUCCGAAUUCCACAUACUGUUGGAGGUGAAACAGGAAUUUAUCGAAUAUUUCAUCAACCCGCUUCCAACAAAAUGGAGCGAAUUAGCGUACUACAAACGGGUAUGCGGCCCCGAAGCUGGUGGUGCGCCCGGCAGGACUACACUGGAAGGAUGGCUGGCUCGAUGGGCGUUGUACCUAAGCGAAAUGAAGAGGUUCGCCGAUCUGCCGCUGUAUUUGCAGUACCUUUGCAAAAUUCUUUUCCACGUCAUAGAUAGAACCGGUGUCGGUGAAAUAACAAAACCAGCACUUGCAGCAUUCUAUCGAUCUGUUAUCGGUUUAUCAGCGACACGAAUCGAAGAAAUUAUCGAUACUGCUUACGACCGCAUGACAAGCAAUGGGUACUUGAUCUUGGACUACGGCACAUUCAUGCAUUGUUUCACCAACUGGCUGAUGGGGAAGAACCCGAACGGUCCGGGCCAAUGGGUGCUGGUGCCGCCAAAGAUCUCACUCCCACAGCCGCCUUUCCCCGUAGACUACAGCGCGUUGAACACAGAACCAGCUAACCUGGAACCAUACGUACCAGACAAAAAGACCAACAGGCAUUCCGUUAUAGUA